ACGCCAUCAGGACCCUCAGCUUUCCCUGGACGCAGCCUACGUAGUUCAGCAUAAACCUCAUCUAUGGAGAAGCUAUGUGGGGUCACAGCAGUACAUCUGGAACAGCUGCCGGGUGGAGCAGCGCAGGUGGUCACAGCAGAGGGGGUGGUACAACUGCCGGAUGGAGUAGAGCAGGUGGUCCCCACAGAGGAGGUGGUACAGCUGCCGGGUGGAGCAGAGCAGGUGGUCACAGCAGCGGAGGUGGUACAGCUGCCGGGUGGAGCAGAGCAGGUGGUCACAGCAGAGGAGGUGGUACAGCUGCGAGGUGGAGUAGAGCAGGUGGUCCCCACAGAGGAGGUGGUACAGCUGCCGGGUGGAGCAGAGCAGGUGGUCCCAGCAGAGGAGAUGGUACAGCUGCCGGGUGGAGCAGAGCAGGUAGUCCCAGCAGAGGAGGUGGUACAGCUGCUGGAUGGAGCAGAGCAGGUGGUCACAGCAGAGGAGGUGGUACAGCUGCCGGGUGGAGCAGAGCAGGUGGUCACAGCAGCGGAGGUGGUACAGCUGCUGGAUGGAGCAGAGCAGGUGGUCACAGCAGUGGAGGUGGUACAGCUGCUGGAUGGAGCAGAGCAGGUGGUCACAGCAGAGGAGGUGGUACAGCUGCCGGGUGGAGCAGAGCAGGUGGUCACAGCAGCGGAGGUGGUACAGCUGCUGGGUGGAGCAGAGCAGGUGGUCACAGCAGAGGAGGUGGUACAGCUGCUGGGUGGAGCAGAGCAGGUGGUCACAGCAGAGGAGGUGGUACAGCUGCUGGAUGGAGCAGAGCAGGUGGUCACAGCAGAGGAGGUGGUACAGCUGCUGGAUGGAGCAGAGCAGGUGGUCACAGCAGAGGAGGUGGUACAGCUGCAGGAUGGAGCAGAGCAGGUGGUUCCAGCAGAGGAGGUGAGGGGCCCACUGACUGAACUGAACCUACUAUAAAAGUGGUUAAAUUCGUUGGCCUUGUCCACAUCGCCCACUGUCUCGCUAACUUUACUUUUGUAGCCAGUAAUAGUCUUCAUACCCUUCCACACCUCCCUUGUACUGUUACCCCGCAUAUUCCAUUGCAGACCCCUUCCAAAGUCUCUUCUGGCCGCCCUUAAACUCUUCCUCAACUCAUGUUGCACACUCCUAACCCUCUCACGGUCCCCAGAUUUGAAUGCCUCUUUUUUUAGAUUCAGGAGGCUCUUAAUGUUGCUAGUGAUCCAUGGCUUAUUGUUUGCAAAAGAGUGGACUGUUCUCAUGGGUACCACCACAUCAGUACAGAAGUUCACAUAAUCAGUAAC
Messenger RNA from Astyanax mexicanus (Mexican tetra), 1292 nucleotides. RefSeq lists its product as uncharacterized. The record is from RefSeq and is a predicted model, not a curated record. The transcript has 2 exons. Bases 64 to 948 code for a protein of 294 amino acids. NCBI's taxonomy places the organism in Eukaryota, Metazoa, Chordata, Actinopteri, Characiformes, Acestrorhamphidae.